UAGGAGUAGUCAUGGUUCGAUCAUGACGCGAUUUCCACGCAAAAGGAGGCGUUGUCCAACCGGCGGGUUCAUUCUUACAUUAAACCGGGGAAUGAGAUCGCACGACCCGUCCUUUUAACUUUACUUUGGCGGCAUUCUUUUAUUCUUGUGUGGUUUUAGCUCAGAGUUUUAAUAUUAUUUUAUCAACAUGAUCAAGAACGGUCACCACACAUCGAAUGAGCAGGGGAUAGAGAGCGGUGCUACGCAGGGAGACUUGGCUUGCAGCCCAGAGAAGAGGAAACGCUCUGUCCGGGUGUGGUGUGAUGGGUGUUAUGACAUGGUGCACUACGGCCACUCCAACCAGCUGAGACAGGCUAAGGCCAUGGGAGAUUACCUCAUCGUUGGAGUACAUACAGAUGAAGAGAUCUCGAAGCACAAGGGUCCUCCUGUCUUCACCCAGGCAGAGAGGUAUAAGAUGGUGCGGGCUAUCAAGUGGGUGGAUGAGAUCGUAGAGGGUGCUCCCUAUGUCACCACCCUGGACACACUGGACAAAUACAACAGUGACUUCUGCAUCCACGGAGAUGACAUCACUCUGACGGUGGACGGUAAGGACACGUAUGCGGAGGUGAAGAGAGAGGGCCGGUACCGGGAGUGUAGACGCACCCAGGGGGUCUCCACCACAGACCUGGUGGGCCGCAUGCUGCUCAUGACUAAAACCCACCACAGUAAUAACAUUGACAACUCAGACUACCAGCAGCACACGGACAACUUUGGGAAGGGUCCUAAGGGCCACAGUCCAUGGACAGGAGUGUCCCAGUUCCUCCAGACUUCCCAGAAGAUCAUCCAGUUUGCCUCAGGACAGGAGGCCCAACCUGGGGACACCAUCAUCUACGUAGCCGGGGCCUUCGACCUCUUCCACAUUGGUCAUGUUGACUUCCUGGAGACGGUCUACAAACAGGCUGAGAGGCCUUACGUCAUCGUGGGACUGCACUUUGACCAGGAAGUGAAUCGCUACAAAGGGAAGAACUACCCAAUCAUGAACAUCCACGAGAGAACCCUGAGUGUCCUGGCCUGCAGGUAUGUAUCAGAGGUGGUGAUUGGGGCUCCCUACGCUGUGGGUAAAGAUCUGCUGGACCACUUCAAGGUGGACCUGGUGUGUCAUGGGAAGACAGAGGUGUUUCCUGACAGGGACACUGCAGACCCUUAUGCUGAGGCUAAGAAGAGAGGUAUCUUCCGUACAGUAGACAGUGGUAACGGUUUGACCACCGAUGACAUCGUACAGAGAAUCAUCAAGAACCGGCUGCAGUUUGAGGCAAGGAACCAGAAGAAGGAGGCCAAGGAGAUUGCGGUGUUUGAGGCGAUGAAACGCCAGGCAGAGGGAGAGCAGGCCGGGGACACGGCCCAGGCAGCACAGUAACCAGAUCAAACUAGUUCAAACCAGACCCAGCUGUCACAAAACUGAUCCUAACCCAGCAUUUCCCAAACUAGAGAAACUCUGAAAUAACUUUUUUUAAAAUUGCGUUUGGUUCAUAGAACUGGGGUUAUGUCAGUAACCUCCGGUAGCUGCUAGAUGCCGUUGUAAUAAUGAGAGCGGUUUUGGUUUUCUUUCUUCCUAUCUUUUGAACGGUUUAAUCUACGGUUUCCCUUUACAAUGCCCAGAAGCCUCAGAACAGAGUGGACAAGACCAGGCACUAAAAUCAGACUGGAGGAAAAAUAACAAUCAAUGGUUUUAUUUUCCACUCAGAAGAUCAAACUAAAUGAUUGCCUGAUGAUCUUCUCUACUUCCCAAUACCUUUCUGAUGCAUUUGUCACUUCAAACAAUCCUUCAUAUUGAAACACCGUCAAAUGUACUGUCAACUGAUUUGUGAUAGACGGUCAUAGUCCCAGUUUAAGAACCAAACAUUGGCUGUUGAUUUCAUCACCUUUUUUUAAAAUAACAAAAUGGGGUCGCAGAACAAACAAGUUUGGGAACCUCUGUCCUAACCAGUUCAAAAUGGUUCAAACACGACCCAAACAGGGUCCGACUGAACCGAGCCAGCCCAAACCAGUCUAGUCCUACUACUUGUACUGUAUACACAUCCUUUAGAGAAGCAUUGCCUGCUAACCUGUCCUAGACCGGCUUUACCCCCCCAGUCCACAACGGGCCAAACUCAUUCCACCGACUGCCGAGUGUCUGCGGGUUUUCACUCCCUUGUACUUGAUGAAUUAAGGUCACUAGUUAGUAAGGAACUCUCCUCACCUGGUUGUCUAGAUCUUAACUGAAAGGACAAACCAGCAGACACUAGGCCCUCCAUGGAAUGAGUUUCCACCUGACCCAAACCGGAUCAGACCAGAUCAAACUGCAGAACCAGACUCAAACCAAGACACCUCCUCACCUUCACCAGCUAAGGAGAACACAAAAAUAACCCUCUCCCCCUGUCAGUGGAGGCUGCUGAGGGGAGGAUGGCCCAUAAUAAUGUCUGGAAUAGCUGUAAUGGAGUGUGUUAAAUCUUAUCACACUUUCAGGCAGAAAGAAAGAUGGAGAAAAUAAUCCAAAGUUUGACUGUGAUGAAAAAGAGAACAUUGUGAAGAAGAGAGAAAAGUCUAUGUAGUUGUGUGUGUACUGUAUAUUUAGUAGUGCCUUCUAGUCUGAUCUAUCAAAUGGCACACUAUUCCCUAUGGACCCUGGUCAAACGGCCGCUGACCCCGGCCCUCCGGUUACGGCCGCUGACCCCGGCCCUGCGGUUACGGCCGCUGACCCCAGCACACAUACAUGCCAGAGUUGACAUACCUGCUCAGCCUGAAGUGUCCCCACUUGCGCCGUCGAAUAACUGUCUGCUCUGUGGCGUGACCGGUACGACUCUUCACGUGGGUGGCUUGUGGCGUGACCGGUACGACUCUUCAGGUGGGUGGGUGGUCAUGUGUGGCUCUGUGGCGUGACCGGUACGACUCUUCACGUGAGUUGUCACGUGUGUUUGAGGCAGACGUCUUGGGUUCGCGCCUCGCUAGGAGCCGACAGGCGGAAGGUGGUGCUCUUUAAGCAAGCAGCAUGACCUCCUUCACAUGGCUAUGGGUUGGAAUCCGGCCCACUAUCUCAUCAAUAAACAGUGGACUAUAUAGGGAAUAGGAUGCCAUUUCAUACCCCUCUGUCUUGUAUGGAACAGGAUGAUUCAGGACUCUGUCAUGUUUUCUUUUCUUCUUUCUAAUGUGUUUAUGUGGAUAAUUCAUUUAGAACAUUUUUUAGAGAGGUAUGGACAAUGAAUGGGGGAGUCAAGUGUGUGUAUGCGUGAGAGACUGUUUUAAAGGGAGUGUGUGCGAAUGAAAAAUGAAUAACAAAACAAAUGGGCAUGUAUAUUGUAUGGCUCUACCCCUCUAAAGUUGCUCUGUAAAUCUGUCAAUUAAUUGUCCGGUAAUGACAAGAAAAUACAAAAUACUGUUCCCAUUAUUUUCUGAGGUUGAGCAUCUUUGUAGUUGUUCAAUAGUCCAUAAUAUCUGACAUGAAGUGGAAACCUGAAAAGGUUAACAUUAUUUACCUACUAAGCUGAAAAAAUUGUCUGAUAGUAAAAUAGUGUAAACACACAUUUGCUUACCACUAAUGUCUGUAAUGAUAGUUUCAGAAGAGUACUUUUCCCUAUAAUGGUCGUCACCCAUCUUAUUCACCCAUCCUACUCACCCAUCUUACAAACGUAUAUAUUUCCACACUGAGGUUGAAAUGACACUGAAAUUAUGAUAAUGUCCUUUUUAGUGAAAAAGUGCUGGAAAUUUCAGCCUGUUCAGGUGGGAUGGAGUUUUUGGCCGACAGCAAAUCAAAUAUUAUUAGUCAUUUAUUUUUUCCCCGAAUACAACAGGUGCAGAUCUUACAGUGAAAUGCUUACAAGCCCUUAACCAACAAUGCAGUUUAUGAAAAAUAAGUCUUAAAGUAGUUAGUCAAAUAAACUGGAAGGGGAAGCAUGA
Molecule: messenger RNA, 3912 nt
Organism: Salvelinus namaycush (lake trout)
Lineage: Eukaryota; Metazoa; Chordata; Actinopteri; Salmoniformes; Salmonidae
Product: ethanolamine-phosphate cytidylyltransferase-like
Exons: 14
Coding region: 188-1396 (402 amino acids)
Biological process (GO): phosphatidylethanolamine biosynthetic process
Cellular component (GO): cytoplasm
Molecular function (GO): ethanolamine-phosphate cytidylyltransferase activity
Source: RefSeq, a predicted model, not a curated record